AUGCCCGCGGCCCCGCCGCAGAUGGAGCGCGGCCGCCGCGCCCGCCCGCCCGUGCCGCUGGUGUACGUGAACAGCUUCGGCUCGCACCGCUGCGGCACCGUGAUCCGCCUGGGCCGGGGCUGGCGGCAGAGCCGCGGGCAGAGCCCCCCGGGCCGGGCUGGGGCCGCGAUGGCCGCCCCGGAGCCGCGGGCCGGGCGCAGUCCCAGGCCGAGCGGCAGCGGGAGGAGAGAGGGGAGCGGCGGCGAGGCGAGAGCCGGCAGCCGCACCAGCCGCGGUGACCCUCGAGAGGCUAAGGCUGACGCCUUUGACUUUCCCAUCCCUUCAAGAAACGUUGAUAAAGUCAUUAAACGAAAGAAGAAAAAGUCCAAAGUCUGGCACAAGGUCUGGAAAGUGAUUUCAAAAAUGCUUGAGGAAAAUGAAAGGUUCCGAAGUCGACUGUUGACCUGCAGCCAGUUGGAUGGAGAAGGCUCUGACAGGACCCAGAGGUCACAGAAUGGGGCCAGACUGGACAGGGAUGAAUCCAUCUUUGGCUGGGUGUAGCAAGGAAAUAAAGGAAGAUUCAGCCCCAAAGGAAAUAU
This is a messenger RNA of Melozone crissalis (California towhee), 578 nucleotides long. It is a transcript of the gene CUNH5orf47, whose product is annotated as chromosome unknown C5orf47 homolog. NCBI's taxonomy places the organism in Eukaryota, Metazoa, Chordata, Aves, Passeriformes, Passerellidae. The record is from RefSeq and is a predicted model, not a curated record. The transcript has 5 exons. Bases 1 to 540 code for a protein of 179 amino acids.